AUGACCUCGUUACUAUCAGUAAACUCCAAUGGAGAUCAAGUUAAAUUAAACAAAAUGAGAAGAGACUCUACUGUCUUGGGUCCAAUGAAUAAGAUCUUAGUUGCCAAUCGUGGUGAGAUUCCAAUUAGAAUUUUCAGAACUGCUCAUGAAUUAUCCAUGCAAACUGUUGCUAUUUAUUCCCAUGAAGAUCGUUUAUCAAUGCAUAGAUUGAAAGCUGAUGAAUCGUAUGUAAUUGGUAAGAAAGGUCAAUUUUCUCCAGUUGGUGCUUAUUUGCAAAUUGAUGAAAUUAUUAAUAUCGCUAAACGUCAUAAUGUUAAUAUGAUUCAUCCUGGUUAUGGGUUUUUAAGUGAAAAUAGUGAAUUCGCUAGAAAAGUCGAAGAAGCUGGUAUUGCUUGGAUUGGUCCCACCCAUACUACCAUUGAUUCUGUCGGGGAUAAAGUUAGUGCUAGAACCUUGGCGAUCGAAAAUAAUGUUCCAGUGGUUCCUGGUACUCCUGGUCCAAUUGAAACCGUGGAAGAAGCAAGACAAUUUGUGGAACAAUACGGAUUCCCAGUCAUUAUCAAAGCAGCUUUUGGUGGUGGUGGCCGUGGUAUGAGAGUGGUUCGUGAAGGUGAUUCAAUUGAAGAUGCGUUCACUCGUGCAGUUUCCGAAGCUAAAACCUCUUUUGGUAAUGGUACUUGUUUUAUCGAAAGAUUCUUGGAUAGACCAAAACAUAUCGAAGUCCAAUUAUUGGCUGAUGGUUAUGGUAACGUUAUCCACUUAUUUGAACGUGAUUGUUCGGUUCAAAGAAGACAUCAAAAAGUGGUGGAAAUGGCUCCUGCCAAAUCUUUACCAAAAUCAGUUCGUGACUCAAUCUUAACUGAUGCAGUUAAAUUGGCUAAACUGGCUAAUUAUAGAAAUGCUGGUACUGCUGAAUUUUUGGUUGAUGAACAAAAUCGUCAUUAUUUCAUUGAAAUUAAUCCAAGAAUUCAAGUGGAACAUACCAUCACUGAAGAAAUUACCGGGGUUGAUAUCGUGGCUGCUCAAAUCCAAAUUGCCGCUGGUGCUUCUUUACAACAAUUAGGUUUAUUACAAGAUAAAAUUUCUACUCGUGGUUUUGCCAUUCAAUGUAGAAUUACUACCGAAGAUCCAGCUAAAGGUUUCCAACCCGAUACCGGUAAAAUCGAAGUUUACAGAUCUGCUGGUGGUAAUGGUGUUAGAUUAGAUGGUGGUAAUGGUUUUGCUGGUUCAAUCAUUAGUCCUCAUUAUGAUUCUAUGUUGGUUAAAUGUUCCUGUUCAGGUUCAACUUAUGAAAUCGCAAGAAGAAAAAUGUUACGUGCUUUAAUUGAAUUCAGAAUUAGAGGGGUUAAAACUAAUAUUCCUUUCUUAUUAGCCCUUUUAACUAAUGAAACUUUCAUUAAUGGUGAUUGUUGGACCACUUUUAUCGAUGAUACUCCUUCUCUUUUCCAAAUGAUCAGUUCUCAAAAUAGAGCUACUAAAUUAUUGAACUAUUUGGGUGAUUUGGUAGUUAAUGGUUCCUCUAUCAAAGGUCAAGUUGGUGAUCCUAAAUUGGAUACUGAAGCUUUAAUCCCUGAUUUACAUGAUCCAAAAACUGGUAUUAAAAUUGAUGUCAAUGAAUCUUCUUUGAUCCCUCGUGGUUGGAGACAAGUUUUGUUGGAAGAGGGUCCUGUUAAAUUUGCUCAAAAAGUUCGUCAUUUUAAAGGUACCUUAUUAACUGAUACCACUUGGAGAGACGCUCAUCAAUCCUUAUUAGCUACUAGAGUUCGUACCAUUGAUUUAUUGAAUAUCGCUCCAAGUACUGCUUUUGCUCUUAAUGGUGCUUUCUCUUUAGAAUGUUGGGGUGGUGCCACUUUUGAUGUUUGUAUGAGAUUCUUAUAUGAAGAUCCUUGGAUUAGAUUGCGUAAAUUACGUAAAUUGGUUCCAAAUAUUCCUUUCCAAAUGUUAUUAAGAGGUGCUAAUGGUGUUGCUUACUCUUCUUUACCUGACAAUGCUAUUGAUCAUUUUGUUAAGCAAGCUAAAGAUAACGGUGUUGAUAUCUUUAGAGUCUUCGAUGCUUUGAAUGAUUUAGAACAAUUGAAAGUUGGUAUUGAUGCUGUUAAAAAGGCUGGUGGUGUUGUUGAAUCUACCGUUUGUUAUUCUGGUGAUAUGUUACAACCAGGUAAAAAAUAUAACUUGGAAUACUACUUGAAUGUUGUUGAUGAAAUUGUUAAGAUGGGUACUCAUUUCUUAGGUAUUAAAGAUAUGGCUGGUACUUUAAAACCAAAAGCUGCUAAAAUUUUGAUUAGCUCAAUUAGAGAAAAAUAUCCAGAUUUACCAAUUCAUGUCCAUACUCAUGAUAGUGCUGGUACUGGUGUUGCUUCGAUGACUGCUUGCGCUAAAGCCGGUGCUGAUGUCGUUGAUGCCGCUUCCAAUUCAAUGUCUGGUAUGACCUCCCAACCUUCAAUUAGUGCCAUUUUGGCUUCUUUGGAAGGUGAAGUUGAAACUGGCUUAGAUGAAUCAUUAGUGAGAGAAUUAGAUAACUAUUGGGCUCAAAUGAGAUUAUUAUACUCUUGUUUCGAAGCUGAUUUGAAAGGUCCAGAUCCUGAAGUUUACCAACACGAAAUUCCUGGUGGUCAAUUAACUAAUUUAUUAUUCCAAGCUCAACAAUUAGGUUUGGGUGAAAAAUGGUUAUUAACCAAAGAAAAAUAUAAGAUUGCCAAUAAAUUGUUGGGUGAUGUUGUUAAAGUUACUCCAACUUCAAAAGUUGUUGGUGAUUUAGCUCAAUUCAUGGUUUCUAAUAACUUAACUGAAGAAGAUGUUACUAAAUUAGCUAGUGAAUUGGAUUUCCCAGGUUCUGUGUUAGAUUUUAUGGAAGGUUUAAUGGGUACUCCUUUCGGAGGUUUCCCAGAACCUUUAAGAACUAAUAUGUUGGGUAACAAACGUCCUAAAUUGAACAAGAGACCUGGUUUAACUUUAGAACCAACCAACUUUGAAUUAGUUAAACAAGAAUUAACUUCAAGAUAUGGUGAUAACUCGUCAAGUCAUCAUAAUGCUACCAUCGAAGACUGCGAUAUUGCCAGUUACAUCAUGUAUCCUAAAGUUUAUGAAGAUUUCCGUAAGGUUAUUGAUAAAUGGGGUGACUUAUCAGUUUUGCCAACCCGUCAUUUCCUCAAGGCUGCUAAAAUCAAUGAGGAAAUUGUUGUUGACAUUGAACAAGGUAAGACCUUGAUUAUCAAAUUAUUAGCCAUUGGUGAAAUUAGUCAACAAACUGGUACUCGUGAAGUUUUCUUUGAAUUGAAUGGUGAAAUGAGAUCAGUUACCAUUGAUGAUAAGACUGUUUCAAUUGAAACUAAGACUAGACCUAAGGCUCAACAACCAAAUGAUGUUGGUGCCCCAAUGGCUGGUGUUGUUAUCGAAACAAGAGUCAAACAAGGCCAAGAAGUUAAAAAGGGUGACCCUAUUGCUGUUUUAUCAGCAAUGAAAAUGGAAAUGGUUAUCAGUUCUCCAGUUGCCGGUAAAGUUGGUGAAGUUUUGAUCAAAGAAGGUGACUCAGUUGACGCAAGUGAUAUGAUCACCAGUAUUUUGAAAUGA
Messenger RNA from Hyphopichia burtonii NRRL Y-1933, 3570 nucleotides. It is a transcript of the gene PYC2, whose product is annotated as pyruvate carboxylase 2. Gene Ontology annotation, cellular component: cytoplasm. Bases 1 to 3570 code for a protein of 1189 amino acids. NCBI's taxonomy places the organism in Eukaryota, Fungi, Ascomycota, Pichiomycetes, Serinales, Debaryomycetaceae. The record is from RefSeq and is a predicted model, not a curated record. The transcript has a single exon. Gene Ontology annotation, biological process: gluconeogenesis; pyruvate metabolic process. Gene Ontology annotation, molecular function: ATP binding; metal ion binding; pyruvate carboxylase activity.